Messenger RNA from Pseudovirgaria hyperparasitica, 1031 nucleotides. Its product is annotated as DUF924-domain-containing protein. The record is from RefSeq and is a predicted model, not a curated record. Gene Ontology annotation, molecular function: protein binding. Lineage: Eukaryota; Fungi; Ascomycota; Dothideomycetes; Acrospermales; Acrospermaceae. The transcript has a single exon. Bases 287 to 862 code for a protein of 191 amino acids.
CUAAACCAUUCAGCUGACAAAGACUUGUAUCGCAAUGGGUCAACAUACUUAAUGUAGUACGUAAAGGAUUAUACGGAACUUCUUUCGAGGCCACGCUGACAUGUGGAGCUGAAAGUUGGACAUCGCAUCUUGGCAGAGGAAUGAACGAAUGAACCAUCUAUUUCAUCAAUCUACGCCCCAACUCCAAUCCUCCUAGGUCCAUAUAAAAAGAAUACACGUAAAGCUGUCCACAGACCUGACCCACCUAUAUCGAAAUCUUGCUCAGAGCGUCAUCAAGCUGUCUCUCAUGGAACCCGAAGUCAAGCACGUCGUGGACUUUUGGUUCAACCGCCCUCCCAUGGAAUGGCUGAUAGCGCCCAAAGGACUCGACGAGCAAAUAAAAGCGCAAUUCAGCGACCUCGUAUUGAAAGCCCGCGACGGCAAGCUGGAUCACUGGGCCGCAGAGCCCGAGUCAAGUCUCGCACUCGUCGUCCUGCUCGACCAAUUCUCACGAAACCUGUUCCGUGGCUCACCAGAUGCAUUCAGCGCCGACGGGAAAGCACUAGACGUAGCCACGAGAGCAAUCGCGCAGGACUUCGACAAGAAGGUUACCGUCAUCCAGGCCUCUGCGUUCUACAUGCCGUUCAUGCACCAGGAGAGUGCUGUCACGCUGACUGCGGCCCGCUGCUUGUUUGAGGCUUUGAAGGCUAGGUGCGGGAGUGAGGAGGAGCAUAAGUGGGUGGAUAUGGGGGUUCCUGCUUCGAAGGCGCAUAUGCAGCAGAUUCAGCAGUUUGGAAGAUAUCCCACGCGAAAUGCACUGCUAGGUCGAACGAAUACCGCCGCAGAAGAGGACUUCUUGAGAGAGCACAAGUCGUCUAUCUGACGCGGCCUGCGAAGUCAGGACAGAUAUUCGGCUCGAGUUCGAAAUUGGGGUUAAACCUUGCAGAGUUUGGAUCGCACGCAUCAUGUGUCAUCGUAAUAGCCAAGUCUAAUCGCAGGAGUUAAAUCUAGAAUACUACAGGAACAAGCAAUUAUCGUGUCAAGACUACUGC